Messenger RNA from Anastrepha obliqua, 563 nucleotides. RefSeq lists its product as uncharacterized. Gene Ontology annotation, molecular function: protein binding. The coding region runs from base 72 to 416 and encodes 114 amino acids. The transcript has 2 exons. The record is from RefSeq and is a predicted model, not a curated record. NCBI's taxonomy places the organism in Eukaryota, Metazoa, Arthropoda, Insecta, Diptera, Tephritidae.
CGAGCGUUUGAGCUAAUCCAAAACUUUAACUAACUUUAACAUCAAAAGAGUUGUCAAGAAGCAAAACAAGGAUGCGUCCUUUGCUGCUGUUGGGAGUUUUCGUCUUUGUGUCGUUGUCUAUUUAUCAGGUUGAUUCUGCUACUACGACCACAACUGAAGAAACUACGGCCGAUGAUUCUGAUGACGAUGAUGAUGAUGAUGACGACUCUACUACCACGACCACUGCCGCAUCUUCAACGACUUGUACAAACUCCUGUCGUCGUGUUCGUAAACCAGUUUGUGCUAGGGUCGGUGGCGUUAAACGAACUUUCCUUAAUCUCUGCUACAUGAAAGCGGCUAAGCGCUGUGCACGCAUCAAGGGUAGAAAAAAUGUAGUAUUCUUGCAUCGAAAUGCAUGUAGUCGGAAAUCUGGAUAAAAUGUAGUUGUAUAUAACUUCAAGAGGCGCAAAACUAAUGUUUCUGUAAAAAUAUUUCACUUUAAAACAGAGUUUAAUAAAAAAUGCAUUCUAAGCACGCAAAUAAAAUAAUUUCAAUUCAUUUCACCAUUGUGCACGAUUGCGAUU